CUUUAUCCCACUGCAGGGCUGAAGCCUAUUGGCUGUCCAGUUGACCAGUCGGACAGCCACCUCGGAAGGGCACGCGGUGUAUCUGGCCGACCGGCAGGCAGAGAAAAUGCAACAGGCCGGAGAGCGGGGAAGGGGAGGCGGUGUGGGGCAGUAAGAACAUGGUUCGAAAACGACAAACCCGAUAGGUUCAUAGGUAAUAUUCAUUUUUUUUAAAAAAACCAUUUAGGCAUGGGGAUUUUUAACCAAAAAGUUUCAAAUAGGAAAUUUACAAAUGCCUCACAGACGAUGACAAUCUCUUCCCCUUGUGAGAUGCUCUCGAAAGGUUUAUAAAGCCGUGAGAUACACCCAUGCAGUGAUCGUCGUUUCCGACGCUGUUCACGUGAGCUAUACAGCGAGCAGAGAGCAAGCGCAGUGACUUAUGCGUGAAUUAGUUUAUAGUGAUAGUAGACCUCCGCAGCAUCUACCGCAUUCUCCUCCUCCUCCUCCUCCUCCUCCUAAUCCUCCUCCUCCUUCUCCUCCUCCUUCUCCUCCUCCUCAUCCUCCUCCCCCUUCUCCUUUUCCUCCCCAACUUAGGCCCGGUGUCAAGACAUAGUCAAGAAGACCGGAGGCGGGCGAGGGGGCAUGUGAAUUGCGGGGAGAGCCCGCGCCUUGGCGUUCCACUCCACACCACCUGAUCCACACAGCAAAUGGCCGGGUUUUUUUAACUACCACAGCAAUGGAGAGGGCUGCCGUGACCGAAGCCGCACCCAGGCGUGCCGUCACACCUGGCUCGGAUCCCACGGAUUGGGAGUGCCCUAGAGGCCACAUGAAGAAGGAGCCAUUGCAGCCUGGCUCCUAAACCACCAACCGGUCACUUCACACAGCACUGAGUCGACUGCGAGAUCCGAGUUAUCCCGUCAGUUGGUGACUUUACAGGCCACGGCUUUUAGCUCACCAUGAUAACUUUAAGCGCAUCAGAUUGUUUAUAGCGAGAAAAAUGCGCUGAAUCGUCGACCUCCCUCUCCUUUCCCAUUCCCAGCCAGCUGUCCUAAUCGGUCAGUUGACAGGUGCAGGGAAUGGCCGCGGUGGCUGACAUGGUCUAGUGACCUUGUCUGCGCGCGCCACAUGCACGACCUGGCACCCCAACAACAAGCACCAGGAUUUCUAACGACAGUGGCUGAGUGGCGUAUAUCUCGCAUGUGUGAGAGUGCCGUACGUCAAGUUGAGAAGGAGCCGUUUCAGCCUGACUAUCAGUCCACCAAACUGCCACUCCAUACAAGCACACAGACAACUGGACAGACUGCAUGGACUGAGUUGGGGCUUCAUUCAGCGGCCUCCCACGCCACAGCGCUUGGCGUGCCAUCAGCAACGACCUGCAACGCUGAAUGACUCAACUACGUGUGCCACUCAGGACUCAGUUCACAACUCUUCACGCGCCUUGCAUCCUUGGAGCGUCUUGGACCUCAAAUAAACGACCGCGUCACCAAUCCCCGCUAAGCGAUCUUUGGAGCCUGACCCUCGAUUCCAUGUACUGUCUAUCAGUGGGCAACUUCACCCAUGACGGGGCUGUUGGCUUUGUACACACGUACGCACCGUCUAGGAGCAGGAGGAUCAAGUCGUCCUGAAGUUGCCAGUCAGUCUUUCCAUAGAUUUCUGCCGGCGUUCAUACAUCGGCUGGCACCUUUUCACUGGACAUCUGACGCGCCUCUUCUAUCGUCUCCUGCAAAGACAGCAUCAGUUUCUCCCGGUGGGGAUUUAUCAGUGACUCUCACAGAUUGGGAAUAGACGAUUGAAGUCGCAUUUGGAGCUCUUGAUCUAGCAUUCCAAUAUAUGUGAUCAUUCCGACAUAAGUAAGGUAACUUUUGAACUGCUCCCCAGCUCAGUCUUGGUUAUCUCAAACGAAUAACUGAUUUCCUUGGACCUCUUUUAUGCUUGCGACGAAUCAUCUAUCAUGUAUGCCCCGAAGCUGCCGCUUCAAUGGGCGUCGAAGUCGGAGAAUCGAUACCCUGUUUGCGGCAGCGCUGUUUUUUAAUGCCCGCCUAUGGUAUUCCUUUUCCAUAUUUUUGUUUAGUUACAACCUUUAAUAGUUAUUCCAUUUGUUAAGAAGCUUUUUCUAAACUCGCAUUUAUCCGUAGUUGUUUAAGUUGGUACUUUUAGAGCAGUCACGCGGGACACUCCAUCUUAUGUGGCUUACACUCUUAUUAACUGACUUUUCACGCAUUGCCUUGGUUCUUCACUGUGCGGCGUUGACAUCUAAGCCCGUUCUGACGUGGCAGUCCAGCUUGGCUAUCCUUGAUUUCGUCAAAGCGUGGGACCGCAUAACUGCUCGUCUAAAUGCGCUAGAAGCUUUGUAAAUUUAAUGCAUGUCACUGAACAGGUUUUCUAUUGCUGCCUCCUCACCGCCUAACUGGUUCUAGUGUUAUUGAAGCGCAAGUCCAGGGUGGUGACGUUUUGAGCCUCCCGUGCGCGCGUAUCUUCGUGCACCGAAGUUGCAAAGGCUGCCCAAGAGACACAGACAGGAAGGCGCAAGGAUUGGUGUGGAACUUUUCUCUCACAGAGCCCUGAUAUGUCCUUAGGAAAGAGCGGGUAUUGGUGAUCGGGAUGAGUUUUUUUACUUUAGGCAAAGGAUGCAUGUUCAAAUCACGCCGGGGUCACCGAUUUUUUAGCGCCUCGGUGGUGGUUAUAUUUCGAAGUGUUGAGAAGUUAGAUCUAGUAUCUGAUAUCGGAACAAAACAGAGAACAAUGGGAGGCGGGGUUUGUUUUGUACAGAACCCCUUUUGCUCUAUUUUUUUCUUUCUCUCUCUCUCCAUCUCUAUCCCUACCCCCGUCUCUCCCUCUCUCUCUCUCUCUCUGUCUCAGGUAUACGCUGGCGCUGUCGGCACAUGUCCCGGUCACGCAGCGACAUUGCUACCUGGAAAAACAAUGCGCUUAGUACCGCUGACGGAGUGAAACACUGCACGCUGCUCAAGAACGGACUGUGUGCGAUGUUAUGGCCCUGAAAGGUCCACAGUGAAGGCGUCCUCUCUGGCCAAUCGUGGCAGUCUACGAAAUACGCACUCACGAAAGCCUGCGGUUGACAACCACCGGCUACACAGCACCAGCACCUGAGCCACUCCAAAACAUCACUUAUCGCCACGCAGCGCAAGCACUCAAUUCCCACCUCCCAGGCAAUUCGAUAGUGUGCUUCUGGGCUCCUUCUCCAAGUGGCUCCUCUGCGGCACGUGUGGUCCGAGUUUGAGACCAUCACGGUGCGGCAAACACCUUGGCUUGAAUGCUGUUGACUGACGUCCCACCUCAGUCCACGCAGUCUGUCCAGUUGUGUGUGUUUGUGUUGAGUGGCGGACUGAUGAACUGAGAGUCAGGUUGUCACGGACCUCAGGCAAUCUCACGCAUGUUAGGAGUGUGUGUGUCUUACGACUAGUGCCUCUAAGUCAAUGAUUGACUGGUUACCCGGCCUUCUGAAGGAUGAUGGCCGAGGCUGGGUGUUUCCCUUCAGCGCCAUCAGGUGUGUUGGCGUCUGCUAUGUCAAGUCAUGGCCUCGAGGCCUGAUGUGCACUGGCCGUUAUCUGACAACUGGUUAGAUGCGUUUGCACUCCCGCUGGCUAUGCAGGACGUGUGCAUGGCUGCCCAGUCAUCCUAGUCUUCCUGAUCCGUCUUUGCACUCUUGUUAGUUUAAAUUCUGAUCAAGUGUUUGUUGUGGACCAGGAGGCGGGAUAUUUCGCCUAUUUGCAGGUCCAGCCUGUAUUCUUGACCAUGUCUUGGCACCGAGCCUAGGUGGGGAGGCGGAGGGAGUGCGGCAGAUACUGCGUAAGUCAACCCUCACUACAGACUAAUUUACGCGCGUCACCUUGCCUGUUUUCACCCUGCUGUGGGAUCGUCGGGCGCAACGGUCGCGCUGUCAAGACAUACAAAAUGACCGGCCAACAGAGUGGUCCGUCUGGAGUUUUAAGUGUCUGGCUUCAUUUUCACUCGUCGCGCAACGCCCCGUCAGUACAGCCUUUGAUGCCACUCAUGAAGGUCACGUGGUUAUUUUUCAUUUCAAAUCCCCGUCUACCUGCAUUUGCCAAAUUGGGGCGGUCGAGGGUAUCGAAACACUGUUGACGAGAGGACAAGAUGAAAUAGGGAAUGCAUCCUGGGGUGCACAAAUACGCUAGUUUGCGAAGUUUCGUCCCUGAGCGCAUCUGACGUUUAACAGAAGGACAAGAACACGCCUGUAACUUCACUGAUUUCUGAUUCCUGGUCGCUGUAGUCCCGCGACGACUGCAGCCACGGACCAAAAUACUGCGCUCAUCCUGUGGUGUUAACACUCAAAGAGUAUCCCAAAGACGUCUUUCCUGGAGAAGGAGGGAGGAGGAGGAGGAGGAGGAGGGGGGGAUGAGGAGGAGGGGGGAGGAGAAGGAGCCUUUUUUGUAGUUUGCAACUAGUCUACUGGUCGCUUUCAUGCGCGACCGUCACAAAAAUACCGUCAUAAAUCGUUGCAUAUUAUUUACCUUGUAUGCCAGCACACGGGGAUUGGCGGGGGACGCGCUAAUUAGCAGCAUGCAGCGACAUAAAAUCGGGGAAACAGUUGUGUCUGGGCUUUUGGCAAGUGCCCAUGCAUCCGACGGCAAUCCGAAGGAUGUUGGCAAACGGGAAACCCACGCGUAAACAAUGCUCGCGAGGGCUAUAUCGUUGGUUCUAAUAGCCGAGUAAUCACAUGCAAACACUAGGUAAUGAAAUUGCAGCAAUUAGCAACCCGGCUGCGUGCUACGAAACCAUUAUCGCACGGAGUACGACAGUCUAUGAUGAAACUGUGGACUGGCUGCGGCGUACCUGCACUCAAGAUGGCAUUACCGACAAAGACAGGGGAGACUGGAACGGCCAUUUCUGGCCUAUUAGCCGUCGUCAGCCAGUCAUAGCCAACCCCGAAGUGUAGAACACCUGGGACUCCAUCCUGCGACCUGUUGGUUAGAAGUCGAACGUCUAUAAAGACUGAGCUACGGACUCGUUGUCCUGUCACUUCUGAUCGGGAAUAUGCAAUGGCAUAGGGGGACGCUCACCGAUCGUUUUGUUUGUGAACCUCACUCUUCACGUUGUGCCUUAGGGCUCUCUCUCUCGAGAGACCAACCAGCAGCCGUACAGUGGCGCGUGAUAUAGGCUAAUAAACCAGAAAUAUCCAUUCUAGUCUUCAUGGUCUUUAUCGGUAAUUUCGGCAACACCACUCUGCCUAUAUUAUGCGCCGCUGUGCGGCUGCUGGGUGGUUUCGAGAGAUAUAGGGAGAGCCAUAAGGCACAACGGGACGAGUGAGUUCCGUAUAAACGAUCGGUGAGCGUCCCUCUACCAUUGUAUCUGCUCUCCUAUGUAUCCUGAUAAUGGGUUCGAGAGUGAAUCUGAAUUUUCAGGAAAAUAAAAGACCUAUCCAAACGAUCAAGUCUCAUAAAUUUCACCUCGCUGGUGGCUGGCCAAUCAGAUAUCGAACUAGCCACGAUGUCCAAUGAACAAUAAACCCAACGCUUGUAGCCGCACGAAUAAACACGUGCCAUUAAUCAUGCUUGCCCUUGUAACCCUAUACAUCUAGCUGCAAAUAAAUCAGAUGAUUGGUCCAAGUAUUACUCUGAAACAUAAAGCUUCUAUGUUUCUUCCUUUAAUGACUAAGUACACUUCGCCGAUACAAGCAAAGACGCGAGUUCCAUGAACUAGUUGAUAAGAAGAAGGAGCGAUCGCUGGAACAAGUGCUUUAUUCGCCUGACGUUUCGGAUUCUCAAUUGAACCCCUCAUCAGAGACAGUGGCAGAAACGGGUGAUUCCUGCACAGGAAGUUGCAGUAUUUAUAGGAUCCAGUGGUUAUGGUACCGCAUGCCUAUAGCAAUUAACCGCACCCCUUCAUCAAGGAUUGUUGCCCGCUGGUGCGCAAAUUGCUUGGUGGCGGGCAUGAAAGUUGCUAAUUGCUGAAAUCUCAUCACCCGUGUUGGAUGCUGGUGGGAUGAUGCCUCGGACAUCUGGCUCACGGGCUUGCGCGCUCCCGGAGUGGUCAAAUUACUUUGGCCAGCCUAUGCCCCCUCGGCACUUAAGCACACUUCAUUGAGAGGUAUGCAAGCUGAAAUUAGAGGAUCAUCCACUGUGUAUGAGGCGUAAAAAUGAGCAAAUUUCGGAAGAUGCUAAGCAGUGGUUGGAUUUAGAAAUCAGUAGAAGGCGCUUAGGUCUUAAUUACAGCAGCAAGCCCAUUUAACGUGGAUGGGUUUGCGGUGUUAUGUGUAGAGUUUUUAGCUUUCGAAGUCAGUCUAUGCAGCUUUACUCCAAAGGAUUUAGUCGAGGCACACUCAUUAAUUUCCUAAGAAAUGAAAACGAAUAGUGAUAAACUAAGUUUUUCGUCGUAUUACACUGUGCUGACGCCCUUUGACGGGAGAGGAGAUAUUCACAGUUUGAUUCGAGACCGUCGAGUUCGAAAAAAUACAUUUUUUGCCAGGCAGUCUGUGACGACGACGACAACGACAACGACAGUGAUGAUGAAAAGAAGAAAGAAGAAUAAGAAGAAGAAGAAGAAGAAGAAGAAGAAGAAGAUGAUGAUGAUGAUGAUGAUGAUGAUGAUGAUGAUGAUGAUGAUGAUGAUGAUGAUGAUGAUGAUGAUGAUGAUGAUGAUGAUGAUGAUGAUGAUGAUGAUGAUGAUGAUGAUGAUGAUGAUGAUGAUGAAGGAGGAUAG
Molecule: messenger RNA, 6657 nt
Organism: Spirometra erinaceieuropaei
Lineage: Eukaryota; Metazoa; Platyhelminthes; Cestoda; Diphyllobothriidea; Diphyllobothriidae
Source: the annotation of a GenBank genome assembly